Molecule: messenger RNA, 2187 nt
Organism: Actinia tenebrosa (Australian red waratah sea anemone)
Lineage: Eukaryota; Metazoa; Cnidaria; Anthozoa; Actiniaria; Actiniidae
Product: ubiquitin carboxyl-terminal hydrolase 14
Biological process (GO): regulation of proteasomal protein catabolic process; proteasome-mediated ubiquitin-dependent protein catabolic process; protein deubiquitination
Molecular function (GO): protein binding; proteasome binding; cysteine-type deubiquitinase activity
Source: RefSeq, a predicted model, not a curated record
UGGCAGGUUUUAACCAGGCGUUCCUACAGCAGACCGCGAGGGACUAAGCCAUAUAAUUAACCGCGAUCAGUACAAGUCAGCGUACUUCCCUGGGAAACCAAAUCUCGUGUUGAAAAAUCUGAAAGAAUUUUCUUAAUUUCUGUCCAAAAAAUCUCUUCGAAAAUGCCUAUUUAUAGAGUGAACAUAAAGUGGGGAAAAGAGAAGUUUGAAAAUGUGGAGCUGAAUACAGACGAACCAACGGAAGUGUUCAAGGCCCAGUUAUUUGCUCUUUCUUCUGUACCCCCUGAACGUCAAAAAGUCAUGCUGAAAGGAGCUGUACUAAAGGAUGACAGCUGGGAAAGUUUUAAACUCAAAAAUGGAGUGACAUUAAUGAUGAUGGGAUCAGCUGGAGAGAUACCUCAAGCACCACAAAAGAAGACCAUGUUUGUAGAAGAUAUGACUGAUUCUCAACUUGCCUCAGCAUAUGAACUGCCAGCAGGACUGAACAAUCUUGGUAACACCUGUUACAUGAAUGCCACAAUACAAUGUCUUCGUAAUGUACCUGAACUUAAGACUAAUCUUUCCAAGUAUUCUGGUCAGUUAAUGAUCGGUGGUGACUUGGGUUCACCAGAGUCUGUUACUGUUGCCAUGAGGGACUUGUAUAACAGCAUGGAUAAGACUUCUGAAACUUUUCCACCCAUAAUCUUUUUACAGGUUUUGCACAAAGCUUUUCCUCAGUUUGCAGAGAAGACAGAACAAGGAGUCUUUGCUCAACAGGAUGCCAAUGAAUGCUGGACACAGGUUGUGAGAAUAUUGCAACAGAAAUUACCUGGUGAGACAGCCAGUGUUGAAGGAACUGAAGAAAAGGCUGCACCAUCCAACAAGGGUUUCAUGGACCAGUAUUUUGGUAUUGAGUCAGAAUCAAUAAUGAAAUGUGUUGAAGCCCCUGAAGAACCAGAAGUGAAGUCAAAAGAAACACUCUUCCAGCUGAGCUGCUUUAUAAGCCAAGAGGUGAAGUACAUCCACACUGGAUUACAAAGUCGCUUAAAGGAAAGUAUCACCAAGAACUCACCCACACUGAACAGAGAUGCAGAAUAUGUUAAAACAUCAAAGCUUAGCCGUCUGCCUGCGUAUCUGCCAAUACAACUUGUAAGGUUUUACUUCAAGGAAAAGGAGGCUGUUAACGCUAAGAUUCUUAAGGAUGUAAAGUUUCCACUUAUGUUGGAUGUGUAUGACAUGUGUACAGAAGAACUACAGCAAAAACUCACACCUAUUAGGAGUAAAUUCAAAGAAAUGGAGGAUAGGAAAUUGGAAGAAGUGAGGAAUUUAAAAGAAAAAUCUAAUGGUGGGAAAACAGAUGAGAAAGUAGAAGCCAUGGAAGUGGACAAGAAAAAGACAACAACAACAAUAGAACCUUAUUCUUUUCCUGAUGAUAUUGGUUCUAAUAACAGUGGAUAUUAUGACUUGAUUGCUGUUCUCACGCAUCAAGGAAGAUCAUCUUCGUCAGGUCAUUACCUGGCAUGGAUAAAGAAGAAUGAUGAUGAGUGGUAUAAAUGUGAUGAUGAUAACAUAUCAAGAGUGCACUCAGAGGAUAUCUUAAAACUCUCUGGUGGAGGUGAUUGGCAUUGUGCGUAUGUACUUCUGUAUGGACCAAGAAAGCUAGAAACAGUACAAGAAACCUCUUAAAUAAUCCUUAACCAACCUACUCUUGUAUGUAUCAGUCAUAUUCAUCAUAAAUCAAUCGUUUUUACAUCACUACAAAGUUCUGUUAGUUUUUCUGAUGAAUUUUCGUGUAAAACAGUUUUGCCCAGAACAAUAUCAGUGGUAAAUAAUGUUGAUAUGAUUCCUACUUUCGUCGAAAUAAAUCGAUUGCCGUCGGUUUGCCGUCGGUUUACCGAGAUGAAUGAUAGAAAAGACCCGGAAUGUUGGGCCUCCUUUGGUAUUGUUCCACAGGAAGCCCAAACCAGUAUUGAAUGCUACUCUCAGCCGCAGUACCCUUUCAUCCUUAUGAACGUAUGAUCUUGGAACGACCUUAGUCUUCUUUAAGUCUGUUUUAACCCAGGAAACCCACUAGUUAAAAAGAAGACUUCAAAGACUAUAGCAGCUAGUAGAGUGUUUAUUUAAGCUAAGAUAUGAUUGGUAAAAAGGUUUUAAUCGGCAAGACUUGAACACAUUAACGAUUUGAACAAAUAAAAAGCUGUGAUGACU